AUGAGUGAAUUGAGGCGAAUGGCAACUGACUAUGCAUUAGUCGUUCAUCUGAAUGACAUACCUCCAGUCUUGAGAUGGCUUCAGUGGUUCAGCAUACUCAAGUAUCUCUUGGAAGCUCUCGCUGUCAAUGAAGUGGGCUCGGGUCUACAGAUUGUAGAUGUUUUACAAGGAGUGCCAGUCAACGUGUCUGCUCAGCUGAUUAUGAAUCUUGUGAGUACCUUCGUACGAUCUCUUUUGGUUCCGUUUUUAACUCUUGGAUCAGUUGUUCGGAUUUGGAGCCAACAACUACUAUCGGAUUUGGCAUAG
Messenger RNA from Acaulospora colombiana, 306 nucleotides. NCBI's taxonomy places the organism in Eukaryota, Fungi, Glomeromycota, Glomeromycetes, Diversisporales, Acaulosporaceae. The record is from the annotation of a GenBank genome assembly.